Suricata suricatta (meerkat) is the source of this 447-nucleotide messenger RNA. Its product is annotated as cystatin-9-like. Gene Ontology annotation, biological process: antimicrobial humoral response. NCBI's taxonomy places the organism in Eukaryota, Metazoa, Chordata, Mammalia, Carnivora, Herpestidae. The record is from RefSeq and is a predicted model, not a curated record. The transcript has 3 exons. Gene Ontology annotation, molecular function: cysteine-type endopeptidase inhibitor activity. The coding region runs from base 1 to 447 and encodes 148 amino acids.
AUGAGUGCCCAGAUGUUUGUAACCAUGCCACACUGGAAGUGCAGAUGGGCUCUGCCCUGUUUCAUGCUCCUGCUUCUCUUAGGUUCCCAGCUUCUGGGGACUAACAGCUGGAGUUCCCAAGAGGAAAGGGACAGCAGUGAACAAAAGGACAUGGAAAGUCAUUUCCCUGCCACCAUAGAGUAUGCCUUACACAUAUAUAACCUGCAGAGCAAGGACUUAAAGGCCUACAGGCUGGUGAUCAUCCUGAAUGCCUGUAAGGAAGAGAUAGAAGACAGACUGGCCUUCUCCAUGGAGCUGGAGCUUCACAGAACCAAAUGUGGGAAAUCUGAUGAUAACAUUGACAACUGUCCCUUCCAAGAAAGCCCAGAGCUGAACAAUGAGAAGGGACAUGUCACCUGGUCUGUUGUGGCUAUUUCUGAGGUUUCCAUGUCUCUGCCGAGUGUGUGA